This is a messenger RNA of Cryptotermes secundus, 2422 nucleotides long. RefSeq names its product calreticulin. Gene Ontology annotation, cellular component: endoplasmic reticulum; endoplasmic reticulum membrane. The coding region runs from base 115 to 1353 and encodes 412 amino acids. The record is from RefSeq and is a predicted model, not a curated record. Gene Ontology annotation, molecular function: calcium ion binding. Gene Ontology annotation, biological process: protein folding. The transcript has 7 exons. Lineage: Eukaryota; Metazoa; Arthropoda; Insecta; Blattodea; Kalotermitidae.
GUCUGUCUACUGCGUUGCAUCGGAACUCUUGGUUGUGCCCGUUGUGCCGGUGUUACUUCGUCAGGUUUUGUGUGUGAGUGUGGCCGGUUGUGUGAGUUUCUGUUCCACAACAAAAUGCUGUAUUUCCUAAGUCUGUGUGCCUUUAUGGCAUACUCUGUAGUAAAUGCAGAAGUUUAUUUUGAAGAGAAAUUCCUGGACGAUUCCUGGGAGAAUAAUUGGGUGUAUUCUGAGCAUCCAGGGAAGGAAUUUGGCAAAUUCGUUCGGUCUAAUGGAAAAUUCUUUAACGAUGCUGAAAACGACAAAGGUAUACAGACAUCACAAGAUGCUAGAUUUUAUGCAUUGUCCACCAAAUUCAAACCAUUUAGCAAUAAGGAUAAACCUUUAGUUAUUCAGUUCUCAGUGAAACAUGAACAGAAUAUUGAUUGUGGAGGUGGAUAUGCAAAAAUCUUUGACUGCAAGUUGGAUCCAAAAGACAUGCAUGGAGAAACGCCAUAUGAAAUUAUGUUUGGGCCCGACAUUUGUGGGCCAGGAACAAAGAAAGUUCAUGUCAUAUUUAGUUACAAGGGCAAGAAUCUCCUUAUUAACAAGGAUAUUCGCUGCAAGGAUGAUGUUUAUACACAUCUGUAUACGCUGAUUGUUAAGCCAGACAAUACGUAUGAGGUUCUGAUUGACAACGAGAAGGUAGAAUCCGGGGAUUUGGAAGCUGACUGGAACUUUCUUCCCUCCAAGAAAAUAAAAGAUCCUGAAGCUAAGAAACCCAGUGACUGGGAUGACAAGGCGACUAUUGAUGAUCCAGAUGACAAGAAGCCAGAAGACUGGGAUAAGCCAGAGCAUAUUCCCGAUCCUGAUGCCAGUAAGCCUGAGGACUGGGAUGAUGAAAUGGAUGGUGAAUGGGAGCCGCCUAUGAUCGAUAACCCAGAAUACAAGGGAGAAUGGAAACCAAAACAGAUUGACAACCCCAAUUACAAGGGUCCAUGGAUCCAUCCUGAAAUUGACAAUCCAGAAUACUCACCAGAUCCUCAGUUGUAUAAGCGGGAUGAAAUCUGUGGUAUUGGCUUUGAUUUGUGGCAGGUGAAAUCAGGAACAAUCUUUGAUAAUGUGCUUAUAACAGAUGACCCUGAAUAUGCCAAGAAAGUUGGAGAGGAUGUCUGGAAGCCUACCUUUGAGGGGGAGAAGAAGGUGAAAGAAGCUCAGGAUGAGGAGGAAAGGAAGAAGCGUGAGGAAGAAGCGAAAUCAAUUAAAGAAAAUGAAGAAGAAGAUGAUGAAGACGACGACGAUGAUGACGAUGAUGAUUCAACAGAUGCAGGGGAUGUAGAACCUGGAGAGGAACAUGAUGACCACGAUGAAUUGUAAAGCAAUUUAAAAAAAUGUACAGAGACUAUAAAAGAUUUUUAACCAGCGGCUUUCAUUUGUGACGAUGAAAAUGUCGUAAUCCUGACUGAUGAGUUUUUUAAGCGAAACUGAGAUUGUGCAGUAUAUGUGUAAUGUAACUUGACUGAUUGCAAAUACUGAGUAUUCCAAGUCUUUGGAGCGUAAGAAAACAUUAAUUACUCUGUAUAAAAUAGUGAGAAUCAAAUAUGCAAAUUUUAGAGUUUACCUGUGCAAGUCUUCUGUGGUUGGUACUUUGUAGUGGGUAAUGUGCAUUUUCAUAAACUUUUAAUUUUGAAGAUAAUAGAAGAACUGUGCGCAACAUUUGAUCACCUACAAAAUAAUUGAAUACCAAGUCACAUGAAAGUUUUUGUUAAUUCACAAUUUACCUUUGCUUCACUUGUUAAAUUUUUCAUUGGCUUGUGCACAGAGGUGUAUAAUCAUUUGGCACAAAGUGUUUGUGCAUUUAUUUUUUCCUAUUGCUUCUUUGUACAGAUGUGAAGCUGGAAAGUAACAUGUGAAUUUCAGCAAUAUGAAAAUGGUUGAACUUUAAUUUACUUAAAUACAUUUUCUAUCUUAUUAACUUCCUAGCGUUUUUAGUUAAGAAGUGUGUUGUAAUAAAUCUUGGAGAACUUUGCUCUAUACAUGUUUUGCAGUGUUAUGAAAAUCCAUAUAACUGUGAACUCUUUUUCAGUGUUUCAGAAUCUUUUAUCUUCUUAUCCAUACGUUUUGAUAUAAUAAUUCUGAAAUUGUUAAUUUUGCAGUUCCAUUUAGGUGAAUUUCCCAUCAUAUGGGAAGUUUGUGAUGUUUGUAUUUUGUAGCUGUUCUUAAACAAAUUUCGAUUAUUGCCCACAUAAUGUACAGUGAGAUUAAUUUGUCAAUAUGAAGUCAGCCACACAGAUCUUCCACUGCUUAAGUGUGGUAAACUUUGAUAUGGUACAAUUUAUGUAACCUUUCCUAAAAUGAAUAUUGACAGACUUGACACAAAAACACUUUUUUUUAACUUACUCUGUAAUAUGCAGUACAGAUAAAGAACAUAGGCUGAGCUUCUAAA